Messenger RNA from Bacillus rossius redtenbacheri, 1482 nucleotides. RefSeq names its product beta-1,4-glucuronyltransferase 1-like. The record is from RefSeq and is a predicted model, not a curated record. Gene Ontology annotation, cellular component: Golgi apparatus. The transcript has 4 exons. Gene Ontology annotation, biological process: protein O-linked glycosylation via mannose. The coding region runs from base 1 to 1230 and encodes 409 amino acids. NCBI's taxonomy places the organism in Eukaryota, Metazoa, Arthropoda, Insecta, Phasmatodea, Bacillidae. Gene Ontology annotation, molecular function: glucuronosyltransferase activity.
AUGCCCGUGCUCUCGCUACGAGUGCUGACUGCAUCAGCGCUGCUGGUCCUGUUGCUGCUGCUGCACUGCGUCUUCAAGGCUGGUCCGUCAGCCACUCAGCUGCCUGCCAAAUGGCACGUGGCACCAGAGCUCGACCUGGCGCUGCUGGACGGCUCGGCGAGGUAUGCGGCGCACACCUUCCUGGUGAAGGGCAGCCGGUGGAGCGCUCUGGCGGGCAGCGCCGCCGCCAUCGCCACGCACUCCUCGCUGGAGCACCUGCACUGGCUGGCGCACACCGCCUCCAGCUGGACGGGACCCCUGUCGGUGGCCGUCUUCGCCCCGGGCGCCAGCUUCCACUUCGCGGCCUGCUACAUCGACCACCUGAGGACGUGCCACCCUUCCGUCCGGGAGAAGGUCAGCUUCCACGUGGUGAGCCCGGUGGACAGGCCGCCGGCGCUCCUGGACCGCGCAUGCGCCGUGCAGCUGACCGAGUGCAACAGGGAUCCGCGGACGGCGCUGGGCGAGGUGGUGCGUCUUCGCGACGAGGUCGCCAGCUCGGGGCAGGAGCACGCGGUGUACCCGCAGAACCUCCUCAGGAACCUGGCGCGCAGGACCUGCCCCACCAGACACGUGCUGACCGUCGACGUGGACAUGGUGUUCCCGUCGGAGAGCAUGUCGCUCCAACUGCAGGAGUUCCUGAGCCGCCAGGACAACUGUUCCCGGUGCGCCUUCGUGCUGCCCGUGUACGAAGUUUCCAACAGCGUGGGCGCGAUGCCCGAGAACAAGACCGGGCUGAUCUCCCUGGUGACCGGCAAACUUGCUCGCCCCUACCACGUCCAGGUGUUCAACCUCAACCAGGGCAAGUCGAACCUCGCAAGGUGGGAAAAAAUAGAGCAAACACCUUCAGAGAGAGUAGCUUACAGAGUGCACAACUACCAGCUCUUUUACGAGCCCAUCUAUGUUUCCGCGAGAACUGCCCCGCUCUAUGAUGAGCGGUUUGUCGGCUAUGGAAACACCAGGAACACACAGACGUAUGAGAUGCACCUGGCAGGCUGGACUUUCCAUGUGCUCAGCAACACGUUCCUAGUGCAUUGGGGGUUCCAGACUCCCUCCAUGCGGAACACCACGUGGAGACUGCAGCAGCAGGAAGAGAACGCCCGUCGCUUCGUCGGUUUCCUGCGCGAGAUGACAGCACGCUACAACAAGGAUCCGCUGAACAUGCUCAAGAGAGUACCGAAGAAGGAAGGGUGAUCUAGAGAUACCGAGAGUCUAGUUGGGAGUGGGACUGCACUCCUCUUCUCGCCCACGUGGCUUAAUGAUGGGAUCACGACGGCGCGACGCGCAAGAUGCGUGGAACGCGAGGCGAAUGAAAUGAUUUCCUUUGCCAAUCAUGUUCGACACAUCUGUGAUGUCGGCACUGCAAAACUCGCGGGCGCGACGGACCUUCCGAUAAACACAAUUUUCUAUUCCACUCGCGUCCCAGAUGCUACAUCAAUGAAUGUG